UCUGGCAUCAUAAAAGAGGAUGCAUCAACUUUAGUUUUAAGAAUCAAUGCUGCACCAUUUACUGACUUUUUGGUCCUUUUGAAAUUUGUUUCUGUGUUCUAAAAAUUUUCCAUUGACGGCUUCUCGAACGUCUGCUGUUUGUCAUCCAGGAACAAUAAGCUAACUGCUAGUCGGAGCACAGCCAAAACCAAAGUGUAUCGUUGCAGACCUACAACAAAUCCAAUCUGCAAAAUUUCACCAAUAUUCAUGUCAUGUAAUUAUUUUAUAAAUCUUGACACCACUAUCAGCUUAGCAACCUUGGAUUUUUACAGUUAUCUGCAAGCACAAAUAUCGCCAGUAGCAGCAGCAAUGUCCAGCAAGAAUGUCUUCAUAAUUCUGCUAAAUUAACCAUGUUUUAAAGAUUUUUUCCCUUAAAAAAAAACCCCACAGCCAGUGAAUGUUGGGGCAAGUCAAAAAUGUAUGUACCCAAAUUAGCCAAUGGCUAGACUUUAUCACUUGUUCAGUGAGGCAAAGAACGGGACUCCUGUCAGUACCAGUCUUACCAGUGUGCUUCUACUAGUUUAUAAAUCACUCAAUGGCAAGGGGCCAAAAUACAUGUUGGAUCUAGUUGCAGGUCAUAAAAUAGGUGCUGGUCAUAAAUUAGAAUAUCACGGCAAAGCUGAUUUAUUUCAGUAAUUCCAUUCAAAAAGUGAAACUUGCAUAUUAGAUUCACACACGGACUAAUAUAUUUCACAUGUUUAUUUCUUUUAAUUUGGAUGAAUAUGUCUGACAACUAAUGAAAAUCCCAAAUUCAGUAUCUCAGGUGAAGGUUCAAUAUUGGAGCCUCCUGGUGCCACACUUCAAUCAAGCUAAUUACCUCAAAAGACCUGCAAAAGCCUUUAAAUGGUCUCUCAGUCUAGUGCCACACAAUCAUGGGGAAGACUCCGGACCACUGACACGUUGCACAAGGAGGGCAAGACACAAAAGGUCAUUGCUAAAAAGACUGUCUGGUCACAGAGCUCAGUGUUAAUGAAUUUAUGUACAGAUUGUGUGUUUGUCAUUUUUAAUCAUGCAUUUUUCUCAAAUCCCAGCAGGAAUCUUUUAGUUUGGAGAUGCCUGCUGUAUCCUCUCUUCUCCAGAUCUGCCUCACAACACCAGUCUUCUAAAAGCAGUUAGCAGAACUGUCAAUGCAGUAGAAUUUAUUUUAAAAUUGAGUUUUUGAAUUUAAAGCCCGCAUCUCUUAGAUUAAAGUCUCCAACCCUUUAUUCACCAUGAGCUACUUUUACACAAAGAAGGCACAGAAGAGACUAUUGUCAUACGUUUUAUUCAACGUGUUCCUUUCCAUGUGGGAAAAUGCUCACCAUAUAUGUAACAUGUUCAAAGAAGUUGCAAAGAACAUACAGCAGCUUGUAUUCGUUCAUAAGUUGCUUUUGCAAUAUUUCAAUACAUUAAAAUUAUUGUAAAAAAAUUAAAAAAGUGACAUUUCUUUUUUAAAACUCAAACUAAACAUAUUUAGUUUUUUAACUAAUUCAAAUUCUGAUACUUUAAGAUGAAAUGUGCAUGAUUUAUCAGAACCGUCUGACCACAUUUAACCAACUUCACAUGAGCUUUAUGUUGAAUCAUCCAUCAGUGAGACAACUGGCACUGGAUCAGCCAAGGAGCUGUAUGCAGGAGUGCACCCUCCGAGGUUCGCUCUGAUGAAACCUUUUAUUUGCUCAUCUGUCGUUCUGCAUUUGUACUUUAAUUUUAUGACGUUCACGUCGGGAAAUGCCGAUUUGCACAAAUAUGUUGACCCAAACAAAGCAGCUAUUUUCAGAGCAGCUUGGUGAAGAUUUUUAUAACCAAGCUCCAGAAAUGCUGCGAGCUGUUUGGGUUUUAGCUGGGCAUUCUUUUGGAGUUUUAGGUCCUCCAUUUCCAACUCCAUGAAGUCAACGCCGAGAAGUUCUGCCAUCUGCUCUGACAACAACAUCCACAUCCAGGAAGUGGAUGUGGAUGUAACACCUUCUUUACACCUUCUCAUUUCCUACUCGUCAAAUACUGAUGCUUGGUCACAGAGGGAGCCUGACCAAGCGUCAGUAUUUGAUGAGUGAGUGAAAAUGUGUCAGUUUGUUAAAGAGCAAGUCACCCCCUAACAGAGUCUUACUCCACGUCGUAGUGUACCUCUUAGCCAAUAGUGAUGGCAGACUUAAAUUAAAAUGCAGUGCAGAGUUUUUACCUGAAGAGGGCGUAAUGCUGACAGUUUUAGGCAGAAUAUAAAAAUUUUAACUAAGAUGCUAGCCUGGCAAGCCAGACUAAAUAAAUGUAUUAUUUAGUCUGGCCACGCUCCAUUGACGGCUCUCGGUUGUGGGGCGGGUUCUACCGUUGUCUUUCAAAUGAUCUCCGCAUUCCACUGGACAAUGAAUGUGACAUCCUCUUGUUUCACUCUGUUGCAUCAUCCCACCCACCAGGCAUAUAGAGUGCCCUGAUUGGCCCACAAAGCGGAUAAAGCUCUGUGAUUUGUUCACUAAGCAGAUAGAGCACUGUGAUUGGCCCACCAUUAUGCACCAAUCACAGCUCUUUAUGUGUUUGAAACCCCUCUAGAGAGUUGUGAUUGGCCAGCCAGAGUCCUGGUAGGAGCUACGGUGGUUCCAAUGGAGCAUGCCUAGACCAUUCUUUGCAAAGCAAGAAUUUGGUCUAGUUCACUAGGCUACUAAGAUGCACCAAAGUGCCAAAUUACUGACAUGUGUCUACAGCAUGAUUAGACACUCAUUUAUAUAGUUUAUCAGAAAAAAAAACAUUGCUUUGGGGGUGACUUGCUCUGUAAACUCUUCUAGUAUUUCUGUCUUCCCCUCUAAAUGACCACACUUGGAUCGCUCACUAUUUUAGUAGAAAAUCUUAGAUUUGUGAUAUUCUCCUUUAUAAAAAAAAAACCCGUCAUGUCAGAAACGUGCCCCUGAAGCAGCGUGUUAGCAGCACGUUUAUACCCAGGGAGCUCCUCUGCCUCUAUUUUAAUAGAUAACCUCUUAUCUCUUUGCAGCAGAUGGAUUCCCUCCAUGCCACGGGACCCGUAACCGUCUGGUGUCAUUGGUGAAUCCUCCACACCGACGCGGCUCUGUUUUCCCUGAGCUCACCAACACAUCUGUUAGAGAGGAGAGAGAAGGAAGAGUCGGAAUAAAUUUAAUAGACUUUAAUCCACAAACGACCAAACCGAAAACAGAGACCUUUUAAGGAUGACUUAUUUAACAAAAAGUAACCUGGAGGUUGGCUUGACUCGAAAAGGAUGCUGCUCUCCACCUUAACCUUGGCUGUCCUCUUCACCUCGUCGAGUUCUCACAGGACUGUUGAGUCCUGCAUCUUCUCAGUGAUCCAGCCUGCUGGGCUGCACGUGAACUGCAGCUCUUUAGAGCUCACAGAGCUCCCUCAUCUGCCUGCAGACACCACGGAGCUCUAUGUGCAGAACAACAGGCUCACCUCGGUGUCUCCAGGCCUGUUGGACAGACUACGGAGCUUGAAAAGGGUCUCCAUGUCCCCGAACCCCUUUCACUGUGACUGUAGCAUCCAGUACCUGAGGAACUGGCUGCUGAGGAACAAGGCCGUUGUUGCAGAGGAGCCUCUCUGUUCCAGUCCGAGCUCCGUAGCUCAGAAAACCAUCACUGAACUUUCUGACAACUAUUUCUUCUGCUGCACGUUUCCACUUGUGCAUCAUGUCAUCACCUCCAGCUGUGUUAACACAAUACACAACACCACUCUGGGCGUGGUGCUACUCUGCCUCAUCCUUCUGCUUGUGUGGAGCUUAAACCUGGCCAGGAAAGCCACCUACACGCUGUGUCUGGGUGAAAGGCAUUUAGGACUGGAAGCGGAGUCUUUGCGCUCACUGAGGCCUAAACACAGGAGGAGGCUACACUCAGGCCUGUCGGAGGUCACCGACGACUCGGAUUCUCUAACCUGGUCGGAGGACUCGGAAAGGCCACUCAUCAACAUGGACUUACUGCCACAAGUACUGGAAGUGUUGCACAAGAAGCAUAACAUAAAGAUAAAAGCCAGCUAACAGACGUCUGUGGCGAAUUACUGUGAAACUAAAAAGCUGGGAGCAGAAAACUGGAUUUAAAUAUUAGGAAUAAAACUGAUGAACAAUGCAGCCCUAGUUUGUUUGAAUAACCUUCAGAAUUCAUUAAAACACAUCAGGAACUAUUUUAACAAA
Molecule: messenger RNA, 4159 nt
Organism: Nothobranchius furzeri (turquoise killifish)
Lineage: Eukaryota; Metazoa; Chordata; Actinopteri; Cyprinodontiformes; Nothobranchiidae
Gene: gp9
Product: glycoprotein IX platelet
Source: RefSeq, a predicted model, not a curated record